Prunus mume (Japanese apricot) is the source of this 2165-nucleotide messenger RNA. The record is from RefSeq and is a predicted model, not a curated record. Lineage: Eukaryota; Viridiplantae; Streptophyta; Magnoliopsida; Rosales; Rosaceae.
AGUGGCAGCUUCUGAAACCCUAGAGGGAUAGAGUGAACCAGAGCGCCACAUGGAAGACGAAAUCAAAGCGGAGUUCAACAACAGUGGUUUCACUUUCGACAAAGAAAAGGAAAUACUUCAAAAAUGCGCCACAUUCUGCAUAAAUUUCAAACUCACUCCUGCGGAUCUCGUUUCAAGCUGGGAGAUUUACUACCUCAACAGGCAAAUAAACGGAACUGUGGUAGAAGAUGCCGAAAUGGAUGGGUUUUUAGGGUAUUUGCAAAGUCAGCAGAAAGUUGCCAUCGAUGAAAAGGAACUCGAUCUGCAUAUCUACUCAAGCAGAGAUGUGGACAUGAUUUUGAAUGAUGAAGAUGAAGAUAUAAGGGAAGACGUUCUUGGCACUCCACCACCAUUCAAAUCUCAGAACCAUUACUCAGAGCCAUCUGACUCAACACCGCAAGCAAUUGGGAACAUUUCUUCUGGGAAACCAUCGAAACUCGCAACUCCUUUUGGACAACGAACAGACAAGUUGGUUGUGAAGUUUAGCAUCAAUAACAAGCCAAAUACAGAGAAUGGGGAAAAAGAAGAUGAUAAUGAGAAUCAUGAGGAUGAUGACAUUAUCAGGAAGGUUAAGCCUGGAAAGAGGUGUUCUUUAAUAGUCCAUAGUUCAGGUCCUGAAAUAGGCUGUCGGUUUAUGUAUGAUAGGACUGAAGAUAGGUUUAAUGCACUUGAAAACCGAAUUAGUAAGUAUGCAACUGCACUGGUUUCAUCUGGGCAGUAUGAGGAACCGCUGGAUCCUACAGUUUCUUCUCAGAAAAUCAUAUUUACUGUUGGCAUGAUCUAUUGUGAUGGAGAGGGCCAUUUGAACGAGAAGUCCACCUUGUUGCAAAGCAGCGCAGAGCAUUCUGGAGGCCAGCGUGUUCGUAUAGAAUUACAAAACUUGAGCCAGUUUUCAAUCUUUCCAGGCCAGGACUGUAUUGAAGGGAUCAAUCCUAGUGGACACUGCUUUAUUGCUUCAAAACUGGUAGAUUCAAUCCCUUUGCCUAUUGCUGAUGAUGCAAACUUGCCUCCUGCAAAAAGGCAAGCUUUGGAUCAGGAGAUUUUGUCAGAUGGUGUGUCCGGUACACAACCAGAACUAUCAGUGAUCAUCGCAUCAGGCCCUUUUACCACAACAGACAACUUAUUGUUUGAGCCUCUAAGAGAGCUGCUAGCAUAUGCAAGUAAAACGCUGCCCCAGUUGCUUAUAUUGCUAGGACCAUUUAUUGAUUCUGAACAUCCAGAAAUUAAGAAAGGAACUGUGGACAGGAGCUUUGAUGAAAUUUUCCGUUCUGAGAUUCUUAGAAGGUUGCAAGAUCAUGUCGAAUACAUGGGUUCACAUGCACGCGUUGUUCUUGUACCAUCUAUACGGGAUGCUAACCAUGACUUUGUUUUCCCUCAGCCUGCUUUUGAUAUUCAUCCAGCUAAUCUCAGGCAUCAGAUAACCAGUCUCACAAAUCCAGGGAUUUUCGAGGCAAAUCAGGUCAAGAUAGGUUGCUGCUCUGUGGAUAUUCUCAAACACCUUAGUGGAGAGGAGAUCUCGCGUAAUCCAAAGGAUGGAAAACUCAGUGAUCGCAUGAGUAGACUUGCAAACCAUAUACUUAGCCAGCGCAGCUUUUAUCCUCUAUAUCCACCAGCAGAAGGCAUUCCAUUGGAUUUUUCGCUUGCUCCAGAAGCUCUAAACAUCUCGUUGAUCCCAGAUAUUCUCAUCUUACCCUCUGACAUGAAGCAUUUUGUGAAGGUACUGCCCCUUGGUGAAAGAGGUGAAGAGAAAGAGCAGGUUAAAUGCAUUUGCGUCAAUCCGGGAAGACUGGCCAAGGGAGAAGGAGGAGGUACUUUCGUCGAGCUUAACUACUGUGGUAAUCCUGACACAAGCAAUGCUUCGAUCACAGGCAUAUAAACAACAUCGGAUUUCUUUAACUUGCUGCGUAUACUUCAAGAACGAUCCGGUAAGCGGCCUGUAGCAUAGAAGUUUAGGAUCAAAAUGAUCCUAAGUUAAAAUUUAUUGUAUUCAAUGAACAAUAAGUUUCGAAAGCUCCAUAGGCUGCCGUAUUAAGUGGAUUACCAUCUCAUUUGUGUAAAAGGGAGAUAGAUUUCUUUCUGUAUUAGGUUUGGUUCGAUGUCAAUACAUGGUCAUCACUUAUAUUCUC